Molecule: messenger RNA, 1124 nt
Organism: Diuraphis noxia (Russian wheat aphid)
Lineage: Eukaryota; Metazoa; Arthropoda; Insecta; Hemiptera; Aphididae
Source: RefSeq, a predicted model, not a curated record
UUAACUCGCAAAUAUUGACCGGAUCAACUUCGUCGUCGUUGAGGAACAGAUUCCGAAAUAACAGACAUCGCAGUACCGCAUAUUAGGUACCAGACUCGAUUCCGUCCGAAAAAACAACCACAGCAGCAAAGCCAAAAUGUUUCUGUCGUACAGAGUCGUGCCCGUGUUCGUUUUCUCCAUACUUUUGAACUUCAUCUACGUGUACUCCAACCAACCUAUUUUACCUGCACCAUCUCCAUCUGUUCAAAUUGGAAUAAUUAAAAGUGACUUCUUGUCGUGUGACGAAUGCAUAGGAUCGCGGUGCUACAUGAAAUUGAAUGGACCGUGCAUCUCCAACAACGACAAAACAAAGGACAAACCAUCGACUUACUAUUGUUUSUUGUGUACAAUGGACAAUAAUAACAAUCCUCUGUUCUACAGCGAAGAUGAAUGUAAAAAGGGAUGCACGGAUAACGAGAUGACUUGCGCCUGCAACGAGCAGUGUUACUUGUGCGUCAAAAAAAAUGACGACAUCUCAUCUUUCAAGUGCAACCUGCCCACCAAGAUGGCGAACGAUGAAUGUAGGUUAGUCAAUUAUACUUGGACCAGUCAAUGACACCGUGCCGCCAUCGUCAUGAUAUUAUUUAAUAUUAAUAUUAAUUAAAUAAUAUUAAAUUUUUUCAGCUAUAAUUUUUGUCCUCAGAAAAAUUACCCCUCCUUCCCUCUUACCAAUUCAUAAUAUUUUUAUAGUAUGUGAUAUACCUAUAAGGAUUCGAUCACCGACGCGAUGGGUAAAUUAUUAUUUUCACGGUUAUACUUCACACAAUAUCCUCGCAUAAUAAGUAAUUCCUCCGCAGCAAUCCGUCAUCCUGUUUACCACCAUUAUCGAGGUGCAUAAUAUUAAAUUAUUAUUAUUCUGGUGCAGUGAUGGCGUACACUAUACGCGAAGACAACGAACGCCGUGAAACCACACGCCUUCGUGUCAUAAGUAAUAUACAUUUAAUAAAAUAAACGAUUUUUAAACGUCUCUCCCUCCCGAUUGGUAAUACUAUAAUAUAUUGUAUAAUAGGUUUUCAAUGGUUACCUGUUUCCCGAAAAUUUAAAAAAAAAAUACAAAAAUUCUUUAAGUUUUUUGUUAGGCAAUU